Molecule: messenger RNA, 5334 nt
Organism: Phyllostomus discolor (pale spear-nosed bat)
Lineage: Eukaryota; Metazoa; Chordata; Mammalia; Chiroptera; Phyllostomidae
Gene: HRH1
Product: histamine receptor H1
Biological process (GO): G protein-coupled receptor signaling pathway, coupled to cyclic nucleotide second messenger; regulation of vascular permeability; chemical synaptic transmission
Cellular component (GO): membrane; dendrite
Molecular function (GO): neurotransmitter receptor activity; G protein-coupled serotonin receptor activity; histamine receptor activity
Source: RefSeq, a predicted model, not a curated record
GCCUAGUUCCCUUCCUCCUUCCCUGGGAGGCUGGACCCCUCCCGCGCGGCUCCUCCCCCGGCUCCCCGCCUCUCCAGUCGGCUCCCUCACGCCCCAGCCGCAGUGCCCGCCACCGCCUAAGAGCACCAAGCUUUCAGGCUGCCGCGGCCACAGCAACACCAAACUUUCCCCGGAGCCGGCAACGGGAGUGAGUCAUAGCUGGAGGUUGCACUUGUGCCAAUGACCCUUCCCAAUUCCUCCAGUGUCACAGAAGACAAGAUGUGUGAAAGCAACAAGACCAUCAAUGCCAGCCCCCAACUGAUGCUGGUGGUGGUCCUGAGCAUCAUCUCCUUGGUCACUGUGGGGCUCAACCUGCUGGUCCUGUACGCUGUGCGGAGGGAGCGGAAGUUACACACUGUGGGGAACCUGUACAUCAUUAGCCUCUCAGUGGCAGACCUGAUUGUGGGAGCUGUUGUCAUGCCCAUUAACAUCCUCUACCUCUCCAUGCCUGAGUUGCCCCUGGUCUUGCCACUCUGCCGCUUUUGGCUUUCCAUGGACUAUGUGGCCAGCACAGCAUCCAUUUUCAGUGUCUUCAUCUUGUGCAUUGAUCGCUACCGCUCUGUCCAGCAGCCCCUCAAAUACCUGAGGUAUCGCACCAAGACCCGAGCAUUGGCCACCAUCUUGGGGGCCUGGUUUCUCUCCUUCCUCUGGGUCAUUCCCAUUCUGGGCUGGCAUUACUUCAUGCCACAGAUGUCAAAGCACCAGAAGGGCAAGUGUGAGACAGACUUCUACGAUGUCACCUGGUUCAAGAUCAUGACUGCCAUCAUCAACUUCUAUCUGCCCACCUUGCUCAUGCUUUGGUUCUACGCCAAAAUCUACAAGGCUGUACAGAGGCACUGUCAGCACCGGGAACUUAUCAAUGGGUCCCUGCCUUCAUUCUCUGAAAUUAAGUUGAAACCAGAGAACCCCAACGUGGGGGUCAAGAAACCAGGGAAGAAGUCUCCCUGGGAGGUUCUGAAAAGGAAACCAAAAGUUGAUGGUGGUGGACCUGUUUUGAAGCCACCAUCUGAAGACCUAAAGGAGAUGAAAUCUCCAGGUGUCUGCAGCCAAAAGGAGGAUGAGGAAGUGGACCAACUCCAUUCUGUCCCACUUAAUAUUGUGCAAACACAGACUGAGGCAGAGGAGAAUGGCAACAGCUAUGUAGCCAUCAACCAGAGCCAGAGCCAGCUUGAGACGAGUGAGCAGGGCCUGACCAUGCAUGCAGCCACAGAGAUGUCAGAGGAUCAGAUACUAGGUGAUAGCCAGUCCUUCUCUCCUACAGACUCAGACACCCCCCCAGAGUCAGCAUCGGGGAAAGACAAAACAAGAAGUAGGCCUAGCAUAGGCCUCAAUUAUAUCAAGUUCACAUGGAAGAAGCUCCGCUCACAUUCGAGACAAUAUAUGUCUGGGCUGCAUGUGAACCGAGAACGGAAGGCUGCCAGACAAUUGGGUUUUAUCAUGGCAGCCUUUAUCCUUUGCUGGAUUCCUUACUUCAUUUUCUUCAUGGUCAUUGCCUUCUGCAAGAACUGUUGCAAUGAACAUGUGCACAUGUUCACCAUCUGGCUAGGAUACAUCAACUCCACACUGAAUCCUCUCAUUUACCCUUUGUGCAAUGAGAACUUCAAGAAGGCAUUCAAGAAAAUUCUGCACAUUCACUCCUAAGGGAGGCUACAGGGGGAUGCAACUAAGUGUCGCUUAGGAUGUCCCUGAAGAAAAUGGAGGGUGAAGGCUUAUGAGUUGCCAGGUACCUUGGCUUUCUGGAGUCAGAAUAGUCUUAGGGGCUGGGUCAUCUGGAAACUUCUUAGGCACCACUGGAAGAACUGCAGAGGGCAGUGGUCAGCAGAGAACGUACUCUGAGUACAAAGCAGAGCAUUUCUAAGAGAAUCGAAUCUGAAUGAGUGCCCCUGCUUCUCAGGAAAAGUGGGAGCCUCAGACUCUUAUUUUAAUUCAAGUUUUCAGAAUUAUAUUAACUGGCAAUUGAAGGGACACGUGGGUAGAGUUCCUCUGGAUAAUUAGACAGAACUCUAGAGCCUUCCUGGAAUGGAGCUAUAUGACUGUGCAGAGACCUCACAUGUGCAGAUAGAUGCUGACCCCUUCCAGGGGUCACCGUGAGAGGCAUAACAGCUAUUCCACUGUGAUGGCCACCUCUCAGAACACCUCUCUUCUGAGCCUCUUUAAUGGCUUUCUCCAGAACCGAUGUCUGAACCACCCUGGAAUUCUGCCUUAUUCUUACUUACAUAUGUCUCAGAGUUGAUAGGAAAUUAUGCAACUUGCACACUCAUUGUUUUCAACCCCAAAUUCCUUUUAGCUUUUAAAAAAAGAUGAUAAAAGCUGCCCUCAAAAGAAAGGGAAAAGAAGUUUUUAAUGGUUUCACAUUAAAACAUUAAAAAAAUGGAAUGGGAGAAGAAAGCCAUAUAUCCUGAGUGCUGUGCCAGGUUUAUCUAUUUAAGCCCCGUGACACCCCACAAGAGGGGGGUGGUAUAAAGAGAGAAGCAAACUGAGGUGCAGCAAGGUGAAAUAAAGUGCCCAAGAUCACAUAGCUAGUUAUGUGAAAGAGCCAGAAUGAAAACCCUGUGGGGUUCCAGCUCCUUGCACACAUUUUCCCCCCAAAAGCAAAAUUUUGUCCUAUUAAGUACACACACACACACACACAAUAUUCCUGCAAGUGGUGGCGAUUCUCAAAAGAAUAUAUUGUGAGCAGGAACAGCUGACAGAAUAUGUCUGCAGCCAUCGAAGGUGAUACUUCGGAGGGGUGGUGUAUUACUUAUGUGUGUUCUGCUGUGUUUGUCCAAAAGUGGUCAUGUUCUUUUAUAGUCACAUCUCUCAAGUAAAAACUAGCAAAGGCAUGUAAACUGUUUACUAGAGUAAACAGUUUUACUCUAGUGCUUAUGUUGCAGUCUGGUGAUCAUUUAUAUUUUAAAAUUUGAUGCUAAAUUGUAAUAUAUGUAGCAAAUGGAGUGCCCAUACAAGCUGGUAUUUUGUGUUCUUGUGUUAUGUCUUGUGUUCUUGUUUGCAUGAUCUGUUAAAAUGAGAGAUGUUUUUACCUACCUAAAAUAUGAUAUUUAAGACUAUACUGUUUUACUUAUUUAAUAUCACCAUUCUGAGUCUCUUGGACAGAGAUGUAUUGAAAGUAUUAUCAAAUGUUACAAGAACUGAUAUAGGGUUUCUCUUUGGGUUUUGAUCACAUUUGUAAAUGUCUCUAGAAAAGGACUUACUUUUUAUAACUAGCUUCAUCUCACUCUGCUUUGCAUCCCCAAAAGCUCUUCUUGUUCAAAACUGUGGGAGCUAAGUCAACUUUAAUUCUGGUUUUAGAAGCUGCAGCUGUCUUUUUCCAGGUCAGAAGCUGUCUCUCAGAAGGCCUGUGAAAACAUUCCUCCCUGGGAUCCCUUAGGACCAAGGAAUACCUAAAAAAGAUCACUCUACACAGACAAAUGGCCAAGUGCUCAUCAUUUAUGUUGAUGAACAGUUAAGGAAGCCAGUGAAGAGAAGUUGUUAUGAGCUCCAAUUUUGGUUCAAAGACACCUGGGUUUGAGUUUGACAACAACAAGAAACAAUCAAUAUAAAUUGUCAGAGCAUAAAGAACCAGGUCCAUGCAUUACUGUAUACAGUGUUUACAAUACUUGUACUGUGGCUGGUACACAGAGAGGACUCAUGUGGUUUUCAUACAAGUGAGCAUAUGCUUUGUGCCAGACUUUGUAUUUUACCAUUGUUACCUGAUUUAACCUUUAUACCAAUCUCCAUAUUUUCACAAAUAGACAAACUGAAGCACAGAGGCGUUAAGGACCAGCUGUAAGAUCUGAUUCUGGAAUGUGCUUCCUUGCCACAGUAUCAACCUUCUAUUCCAACUCCUAUCUGAAUGAUUGAAUUAAUUUUUAAUGUAUGAAAGGACUAAAUUUAUAAGAGAUAACUCAGUCCCAGUCCAUUCAGCAAAUAAUCAGUGGCUGAUGGCCUGACCAAAAUCUGGUUGAAACCAACCUAAAUAUUAAAGUAAAUAUCUUCUAGGACAAGGCUGUUAUAGAGACCUUGAUUGUUGAUAAGAACAUGCAGAUUUAGAAGCUCUUUUGGGUUUCUUUUUACAGGCUUAAAGCUGGUCAGCUUAACGCCAUUUCCUCAUUUGGCCAGUUUGGCCAAAUUUACCACAGGCUGGUUCUUUAACUAUUUACAAGGUUUACAACAAUGCAUAUAGGAUGAGGCUUUUAAGAACACUUCUCUACAAUUGUUGAGAAGGUAUAGUAACUGAUUCUCAUUUUCUUUCACAGCCACAUAUUGAGGAAGGUUUAAUAUGCGUUGUCCCCAGCACACUGCUGCUGCAGGGGUAGACUGAGUUGUAGAGAGAGGAGAAAUAUAGGUGAUGAGACUAAGGGUAAGAGAAGGGGAAAAGAGGGGUAGAAAUUAGAAGAAACUAGAGCAGACGGGAAACAGAGGAUCAUAGAGGACAGACGAAGGGGAAGAGAUGGUGGACACUGAGGGAAAAGAGGUUGAGAUGGAUGUGCAGAAGGACAGAGAAGGGGAGAGAUUCAGGGGAAGAUAGAGAAGAUUAAGAGAGAUGGAAAUAGUUGGGGGGAGUCAAAGGGAGAAACUGAGGAAUGGGAAGGGAGACACAAAAGAAAAAGUGGAGUGGGGGACAGAAAGAGUGUAAACCAGGUAGCAUAGCAUACACUCAAGAAAAAAAAUCUACAGGUGCGCGAAAGGCAGCCACACAUUGAUGUUUCUCUCCCUGUCUUUCUCCUUCCCUUCCCCUCUAUCUAAAAAUAAAUAAGUAAAAUAUUUAGAAAAAAGAAAAAUCUACAUUCAAGAACAUAUUCUUUAUGAAUGUAUUCAUAAGUUAAAUUUAUUCAAAGGAAGACAACUAUUUUUAGCUUUUGAUAACAGAAAAUUCCUUCAACUGCUUCUCUGAAGACACAUGAAAACCAGUCAACUACAACAGCACAUAAAUCUUUAAAAGCUUGGGAAGCCAAUCCAUCCAAUAGAAAUUGCUAUAAACCUUAGAAGUUGGUAGCAUUAGCAAAGUGUGUGUUCAGAAAAUCCAUGAGUCUGCAAAUUGGCUACUUGGCUUGCAGAAAAUUGCUGGUCUCUUUUUUGAAGGAAGUAGAUUUAAUAGUCACAACAAAGGGUGAAAAGAUUCUGGGGCUCUCCUGGCUACAAUACACUCUAAGCUCUAUAAAGAAAAAAAAAACACUGUUAAGAUCUAACUCGUCAACAAGUCAUUCCACAAUGUCUCUGGAUUUCAAAACCUAAGUUGUAUGGCAUAUGGUUCCUAUCUGUGGGGAUUAUGUACUCUCCUCAACUGAACUAUAAUAUAAGAAUGAAAGUAGA